CCAGAAUUAAAUAGAUCAGUAGGUCAGUUCUAAGUAUUCUACACCUAACAAACUUGAGCUCAGCUGUAAGAUGAUGAAGUUAAUUAUGUGUCUCCAAUUUAUAUUUUUAAAAUCAAUUUCACUUACGUCUUAUUGAUUGAAUAUUAUUUUCACCUUUGUUCAAGAUGUUGAUUAUUAUAAUCCUAAAAAUGCAACACCCCAUUCUCAAUUUGGACAAAAUAACUUUGGCUAUAAAAUUACUAUGAAAGCUUCAAAGGUUAAUAAGCACGAAUAAUUUUCCUUUGUCUCCUUUAGUUUGGGAUAUGGGCAGAUCAGCUCGGGGACGGAAGAACCCACCUUAUUGGAAUUUACAUGAACAGAAAUGGUGAUGGCAGAGCUGUACUUCGUUCCUCAGUGAGAGAAUUUUUAUGCAGCGAGGCUAUGCACUCUCUUGGAAUUCCAACUAGCAGAGCUUCAAGUCUAAUUGUGAGUGAUGAUGAGGUAUGGAGAGAUCAGUUCUACAAUGGAAACAUUACGAAAGAACGAGGUGCAGUAGUGCUGCGUGUUGCAAAAUCAUGGUUUAGAAUUGGAUCGUUAGAAAUUUUGGCUCAGUAUGGUGAAUGGGAUUUACUAAGGACAUUAUUAGACUUCAUCAUACAGGAGCAUUUCCCCUCCGUAAAGGUCACAGUACCUAACAGAUACGUGGACUUUUUCUCUGUUGUGGUAUCAGAGACGGCACAACUCAUUGCCUUGUGGAUGUCUGUUGGUUUUGCUCAUGGUGUUUGUAAUACUGAUAACUUCAGUUUGUUAUCCAUUACAAUUGACUAUGGCCCAUUUGGUUUUAUGGAAGCCUAUAACCCAGAUUUUGUCCCAAACACAUCUGAUGAUGAAAGAAGAUGUAAAAUAGGAAAUCAGGCCAAUAUUGGGAUGUUUAAUUUAAACAAGUUGUUGCAAGCUUUAAACCCAUUACUGGAUCCUAGGCAAAAGCAACUAUUUAGAGAAUUGUUCAAAGCCAAACUGGGGUUACUUGGGGAAAGGAAGGAUGAUGAUGAUUUAAUUGCAGUUCUAUUACAUCUCAUGGAAAAGACAGAAGCUGAUUUUACAAUGACAUUUCGGCAGCUCAGUGAGAUUACUCAAAGCCAGUUAGAGGAGCUCAGCAUUCCCCAGCAAUUCUGGGCACUGAAGAUGAUUUCAAAGCACAAGUUUUUUCCUGCCUGGGUGUCGCAGUACCUUUUGAGGCUGAAGAGGUAAGAUGAUCUAACCACUU
This is a messenger RNA of Nyctereutes procyonoides (raccoon dog), 1246 nucleotides long. RefSeq names its product protein adenylyltransferase SelO-like. The record is from RefSeq and is a predicted model, not a curated record. NCBI's taxonomy places the organism in Eukaryota, Metazoa, Chordata, Mammalia, Carnivora, Canidae. The coding region runs from base 352 to 1230 and encodes 292 amino acids. The transcript is spliced from 11 exons.